AUGAUUAUUCUUACUGGGUGGUACAAGAUAAAGAGCAGGCGUCCCCCUUUAGGGUUAAAUCCCAAUGUUGUUGGUGGUAACACAAACACAGCAGUUACUGUGUCGGUCAGUAAUGAUGAUCAUGAGGAUACUGAUAAACUAGGUGUUCAGAAUGGGCAGGGCCAGGAUAACAUUCAAUCUCUGAACGUUGGAAAUCUAUCCCGUAACCAAGUGCUAGCUUUCAAGCCAAAUCCUAUGUAUGCAGGUACAGGUAACGCAGCAGUUUCUGUAAUGGCCAGUGGUGAUGAUCACCAGUAUGAAGACAUUGACAAAGCGUGUAUAAAGACAGGGCAGGGUCAGUCUCAGGCCAUCACUAAACCCAACACAAGCACGGCCAGUGGUGAUGAUCACCAGUAUGAAAAUGUUGACAACACACGUGCUAAGACAAGACAGGGUCAGUCUCAGGCCAUCACUGCAUCCACCACAAACACCACAGCUACUGUAAUGGCCAGUGGCGAUGAUCAGACAGGGCAUUACCAAUCUCAGUCUAAUAUUCAAUCUCUGAAAAUAGCCAAUAGUCAUGAUAAUACAGGGCAGGGCCAGUCCCAGGCCGUGACUGAAUCAUUGGAUGCUAGAAAUCUAUCUUAUGGUACAGGGCAGACUGCCUCACAGCAGAAUCCUAUAUACAAAGCUGUGACCCAGUCUCAGACCACAGCAAACACAGCUGUCGUAAUGACCAGUGGUAAUGUUCAGGCAGGGCAGGGUCAGUCUCAGAUCAUCACUAAAUCCAACACAACCCCCAAAGCUACUAAUCCGUAA
Branchiostoma belcheri (Belcher's lancelet) is the source of this 798-nucleotide messenger RNA. RefSeq lists its product as uncharacterized. Lineage: Eukaryota; Metazoa; Chordata; Leptocardii; Amphioxiformes; Branchiostomatidae. The transcript has 3 exons. Bases 1 to 798 code for a protein of 265 amino acids. Gene Ontology annotation, molecular function: signaling receptor binding. The record is from RefSeq and is a predicted model, not a curated record. Gene Ontology annotation, cellular component: endomembrane system.